Psammomys obesus (fat sand rat) is the source of this 1209-nucleotide messenger RNA. RefSeq names its product coiled-coil domain containing 83 (gene Ccdc83). The record is from RefSeq and is a predicted model, not a curated record. The coding region runs from base 1 to 1209 and encodes 402 amino acids. NCBI's taxonomy places the organism in Eukaryota, Metazoa, Chordata, Mammalia, Rodentia, Muridae. The transcript is spliced from 10 exons.
AUGGACAGCGCUGAGAAAGGCGGUAAAAAGUUUAUGCCAGAUGGAAUACCAAGAGAAGGAAAGCAGCUGCCUCCCUUCGAGGCUUAUCUCGACUACCAGCGCGACUUAAAGGAGAAUGCAGUGGAGCGGGCCAUGGUUCAGAUCAGGAAGCUGAAGGAAAAGAACCAGAAGUUCCAAGAAAGGAACAAACGCUUGAAGGAGGAACAGAAGUGGCACAUAAAGAACCUGCUGAAAGAACUGAGCGAGGAGCAGGCAGAAAGAAUACCAGCCGUGACGAGAGAGGAUGUGGAAGAGGCAAUGAAGGAAAAGUGGAAGUUUGAAAGAGACCACGAGGCCAACUUGAGAACAAUGCGCACACAAAUAAAUAACACUGAGAAGCGAUUUCUUGAAAAGCUCAGUGAAAAGGAAUACUGGGAAGAGUACAAGAAUGUAGGGAGUGCACAGCAUGCUGAGCUCAUCGUUUCCUUACAGAGCGACAUCGACAAGGUUAAAGAAAACGCAGAGAAAAUGUCAGAACAGUAUAAAAUCACUCUGGAAGAUACUAGAAAGAAAAUAAUCAGAGAAACAUUGCACCAACUAGACCAAAAGAAGGAAUGGGCCACACAGAACGCUGUGGGGUACAUUGACAGGAGCAACUAUCGAGAGAUCUGGGAGAAUGACUGGCUAAAAAAAGAAAUUAAAAUUCACAGGAAGGAGGUUGAAGACCUGGAAAGGACUAUUCAUCAACUAGAAAAGGAAAAUUUGGUGCUUAUUGACCAGCUGUUUAAGUGUAAACUUGUGGAUCUCAAAAUACCAAGGAAACUGUAUCUCACUCAAGCAGCUGGGCUGCAAGUGACAGAGGAAGACAUGUCUUUGAAAUUGCCAGAGAAGGACACAGAGGAGAAACUGCCCUCUGAAACCGAGAGUGGAGAUAUGCUGGACCUCCCACAGGAAAGCAGCCCGGAAGUCAAGCAGAAGGAAGGAGAGGACGUCCCCGCCAAAGAGGACUCCGUCACAGAGGGCUCUGUCAUUCAUUACUUACUGCACGAGGAUGAGCAGGACUUCAAGGAGUAUGUCAACUUGGGCCCAAUGGCAUUGAAGCUAAUGGGUGUGGAAGGCAAGAAAAUGCCCAUUUAUCUCCAAAAGAAGGAAAUGCGGCUCAGCUUUUAUGAAGACGUCCAGAGCCCCGAAAGCCAUAUCACACAUACGAUGAUGAAGACGUUUCUCUAG